UCUCGGGCCUGAACCGGAACAGGUUGCCAGCUUCCGUCGAUAGCCUGCCCUGGAGGCCGACUAGCCGAGUUCUGAGACUCGAAAAACACUUCCCUAAACGCAGCUAGCCAUGGCCGCUCCGCCGUCAGCCGCCGACACCGCCGCCCCGCCGCCGCCUCCUCCUCCUGCCGCGGAUCCCGCCGAGAAGGUCUCCCUUGCUCCUUCUGAUAUGGCUACUCCGGCUGCAGCCGCCGACACCGCCGUCCCGCCGCCUGCUCCAGCCCCUGCGACCGCAUCAGCCGACACCGCUGCUCCGCCACCUCCCCCUCCAGCAACUGACCACAUGGCCGCUCCUACGGCACCCGCCGAUACCACCGCCCGGCCACCACCUCCUCUUCCUCCAGCCCCGGAGUUCGCGGCGAAGGUCUCCUAUCAUCUCCCUCAUUUUCCUCCUCACCACGAUGCGCCGGCGCCGAAGAAGCGGAAGUUGGAGGAGGCGGGGUUCCACGCCUCCCCCUACUACAAGAUCCGGGCCACCGUUGCCGACCUCCGCCUCCGCUUCAUCCAGGUCCACGAAGCUACUGAUUUCCGGAAGAGUGAUGCUGCUCGUGAGAUUCUGAGAGAGAUAAAGACAGUCAUGGAACUCUCCAAGAAAAUGAGGCUUGAUCUGAGUGCCUCUUGUGAACCUGUGAAACCUUUAGAGAAGCCUUUAGCUGGAGCUGUGAAGGAUGGGCCCACGGAGCCAAUUCCAUCUGUAGAAAGAAAUCAAGUUCCUCAGACAGCAAGUGCAGCGGAGAAAAUAACAGAGGAAAUCCAAUGCAGUGAGAUGGCAAAUCACCCAAAGCACCUCGGCAAAACUGUGCAAGGGUCUUAUGUGGUUGGUGGAUCUCCUAUUGGUUGGAAUUUUCUUGUAUGGCCUGGUGGCAAAAUAAUUUAUUAUGGGUUGACCAAGGAGGUGUUUCGGACUCGCCAAGCUGCAGGUUAAAAUGUUGUUGUUCAACAUUCAAAAAUUCUGAUUUGUACCGUACUCUCAAACUGAUGUAGAGGAUUUGAUUCUAAAAAUAGUCACUAUGUAAUCUGAUUCUCCGCGUCAUUCUGAUGUGGUAUGAACUUUUAUCUAUAUAAAAAAUUAGUGAUUUAAAAGAAGAAGAAAAUUUGAAGA
Molecule: messenger RNA, 1141 nt
Organism: Lolium perenne
Lineage: Eukaryota; Viridiplantae; Streptophyta; Magnoliopsida; Poales; Poaceae
Source: RefSeq, a predicted model, not a curated record